AUGUCACUACAGCAUUGCGAAGAAGGACGUUUUGUUCGUUUGAAGCCAUCAUCAUCUCACAAAUUGAUGAUAACACUCUUAUUGCUUUUCAUGAUGACUCUUUUGUGCAUUAUUUUUCUGGCGCAGCAAACACAGGCAGUCAAAAUUGCAUCCUUCAAUAUUCAAGUAUUUGGACAAACGAAAUUGUCAAAACCCGAUGUGGUUCAAACACUUCUUAAAAUUACUGCCAUGUACGAUUUGAUAUUCAUCAUGGAAGUGAGAGAUUCAAGUAACACGACCAUCCCAGAAUUUACACGCCAAUUAAAUAAUUUUAUUCCAUCCAACAGUGUGAAAUAUCAAUUUCAAGUCAGUGACCCACUUGGCAGAACAACUUCUAAGGAACAGUAUGCGUUUCUCUAUAAACCCGAUGUCAUCAAAUUUGUGAAAACCAUACAAUAUACAGAUGUCAAUAAUUGGUUUGAAAGACCUCCUUUCAUAUUUACUUUUGAAUUAGUGGCAUUACCAGGUCAGACCUUUGCAAUGCUCGGUUGUCAUAUCAAACCCACAGAUGCCGUUGCUGAAAUGAGUCAUUUAGUGGAUGUUUUUAAUUAUUAUCAAAAUGAAGCAUUUGCAAGCAAUACAAUCAUUUGUGGUGACUUUAAUGCAGGAUGUUCCUAUGUGUCAACCAGUGAUUGGAGCAAUAUCACCUUGAGAACAGACACUCGAUUCAAAUGGCUUAUCAAUGACACGAUGGACACCACUGUUGCCAGUUCUGUUUGUCCAUACGAUCGAUUUGUGGUUCCACAAAGCAUGGCCGAUAAGAGCAUCCUCAAGUCUGGUAGCAAGUAUGAAAUUAGUCAAGUGGCAAUAUUUAGGUUUGAUGAACAAUUUGGAUUGAAUUCAACAUUUGCACCAACAGUCUCUGACCACUAUCCUAUUGAAAUGACCAUUCGAGUCGUGAAUACAUCGAGUGGCAUCUCACCAAAAGUGUCACAAUCAACAAGGGUUUCUGCUGCCACUCAUUCAACAUUCUCUCGAAUAUUGUUUGCAAUUUUGGUCUUAAUUUUGGGUUGUUUGGGUUGGCCGACUUAA
Molecule: messenger RNA, 1071 nt
Organism: Naegleria fowleri
Lineage: Eukaryota; Heterolobosea; Eutetramitea; Acrasida; Naegleriidae
Exons: 1
Coding region: 1-1071 (356 amino acids)
Biological process (GO): DNA catabolic process
Cellular component (GO): nucleus
Molecular function (GO): DNA nuclease activity
Source: RefSeq, a predicted model, not a curated record